Molecule: messenger RNA, 3476 nt
Organism: Athalia rosae (coleseed sawfly)
Lineage: Eukaryota; Metazoa; Arthropoda; Insecta; Hymenoptera; Athaliidae
Gene: RhoGAP54D
Exons: 7
Coding region: 386-3181 (931 amino acids)
Biological process (GO): signal transduction; regulation of small GTPase mediated signal transduction
Cellular component (GO): cytoplasm
Molecular function (GO): GTPase activator activity
Source: RefSeq, a predicted model, not a curated record
CAUCGGUUGAAUAAUAAUUAUAAAACCUUGAUAAAUCCCCAAGAUUACUGUCAUGAGCUAGAAGUUUGUUGUUAAACAAUUUUGAACGAUAAUUACAAUAUCAUAGUACGGUAUUUGUAAGAUAUGUAUGCAUCGGCUUGGUUUGCUACUUUGUGGUGUGUUCAUAAGCACGGCCGUCUCACGAGACAGUUUAAACCACUGAAAUAGAAGGUUUAAUAGUUUAAGUGAACAUAACCGCCGUAUAAGUAACUGCCCGCGUAGAUGCCGGCGCGUGCUUUUUUGAAUCCGCGCCGUCUCAAAAAGUUUUAAUGGUUCUGCGACAUUAGUUGCACGAAAAACUUGAAACUGACUAUCGUAACAUCAUACCAACGUGUAAUCAUUCGACAUGGAAGACUUCAAUGACGGGGUCGAUGGAAAGUUGGCGUAUAGAAUGCGAAAGGUCAAUUCUGAACAGUUUCUCACACUCGUGAGGAUGCACCUGUCCUUUGAAUUGGACCUUAACACAGAAGAUGACUGCGUUGUGGAAAAAGCCAAACUGAAGAAAUGGGGACUCAUAAGCUUUUCAAAAAAACCAAAGUCCAUUAUUAAUCUGCAGAAAGGAGUAAGCGAAGGUGCUCCUCUGACACAUGAGGGAAUUGUUCAAGUUAAACAGCUGAUCGAAUAUCUGUCAAUUGAAUCAAGUAUUGUACAAGAAGGCAUCUUUCGUCGCACGGGCAAACUUACUAGACAGCAAGAUCUCAAGACUGCGUUGUAUCAAGGAAUUCCUUUAGAGCUUCAAGAUGGGCGUUACAGUGUACAUGAUUGUGCAUCGGUCUUGAAGAGCUUCCUAGCUGAAUUACCAGAGCCGCUAUUAACGGAGUUGCAUUAUCCUGCACAUUGCCAAAUUGCUGAACUAUGGUGCGGAGAUGUAAAGGCAAACGAAUGUAGACUUCUGAGGUCAUUGCAGCUACUUCUACUGUUACUACCAUCUGAGAAUCGGAUCUUACUCAGGAAUGUUUUAAAACUAUUGAACAAGACUGCAAGUUUCGAGCACAGCAAUAAAAUGAACUGCGCUAGUCUUGCCACGUUAUUUACACCACACUUGUUAUGCCCAAGGAAAUUGUCACCCGAAGCCCUGCACAUUAAUUCACAAACUUUAUCAGGAUUGGUAGCUUUUAUGAUUAAAAAAGGAACGGAAAUAUUCGAUAUCCCUCCAAAACUAGCCACGGAUAUAAGAGCGUACUGGGUUGAACAAGAAAGAAAGCUGUUGAGUCCAACAAAGACAGAUCUCAAUGAUUCAACAUCAGAUACAACCGGCACAGCUCAUACUGUAUUCAGUUUUGUUGACCAUAAACUCACUGCUAAGGCUAAUUCGACGCAAGACACACAGGCAGCAUUGGCUCAAUUAUAUGCACAUAUACAAACCAUGCCAGAGUCAGCAAAGAAACGUAGGCUGGUUAAGCAGUUUAAUAAAGAAAAUGGACAGGGUACUCCGAGACAAGUAAAGAAUUUGCGGACCAAAAGUCUUGGGGAUUCUAUAAAGAAACAUAUCUUUCAAAAAAAAUUGAUCGGCCAUAAAAAGAUUGUUGAUAUCGACCUUGGAAAUAACAUCAACAGAUCUAGUAGUGAAGAAAACAUCUUGUCGGCGAGUAUGGAGAAGUCUUUGCUACCGACAAAGACUUUGUUCAGCAAGUCGGACGAUGAGCUAAGCAUGGACAGCUAUGAACGCUUGGAAACCAAUAAUCUUGACCACAUCAAAGUCAUAAGUAGUAGCACAGGCAGUUUGAACACAUCUAACACAGGGCAUCACCAGACCAAGAAGAAGGUUGCAAUGGUGAAUUUUGUAAAUAUUAGCGAGAAAAAAAUCAAUCUUGAAGCGGGGCAUGUGGAAUGGAAGAACACAAAAGUGAGUGAACAUAUGGUUGAACAAAAUUUGAAAUCUUUGAACACAGCUGAAAUGCUGAAAGAACAGAAAUCCCAUGUCAGGGCAAGUAGCUUGCAAGAUAUUAAUACAACGAAAAAACUGAGAUUUGUGAGACAACUUAGUGAGCCUGGCGUCUACUCGAAUCGAAAUAUCUCUGACUCGAGUGAAAGCGAUUUGACGAAGCAGAAAUCGGACCCUGUCUCCCCUAUCGCGAGACAUUCUAACGCGGAGGUAGUAUUUUCUCCUAGAAAGACCACGUCCGACAUAAAAUCAACAAUUACAUCUGAAAAACCAGAAGACUCAAUCCCUAAAACGUCAAGCUACUCUCCACCAAUGGUUAUGAGUAAAUUUUGGAAUACGUAUACCGCUCAUACCUCAACUCCGGCCAAGAAUUUAUUUCGCCGUAGUCUUGCUGCAGCUGCUGUGGCUAGUGACAGCAUAUUGACACCCAUCGCUAACAAUGACAAAAGCAUGAGUCCCAUUACUCAGAGCACAACUAAGAUGAGCAAAGCAAUGCAGGAAACCAUGAUGACUCCACGGUCAAGGAAACCCGUGAUGAUGGUUUCUGGGUCAAAUUUGUGCAAUCUGGCAUCGUUAAAUAGUGGCUUGACACAGAGAGGAUCUGGUCCUACCGUUAGAAAACCAAACCUCGAUCUGACACGGAGAAAAAGUUGCACCUUCAUACUCGAAGAGAGCCAAAAGUUACACAGCAUCACCGGAGAGUCGAUACCAUUUGAGGGUCAAGAGAAUAAGAAUACCGAAAAUGUCGAAUAUUCAAAUAAUGAACAAAAUUUCGUCACUUCUGUGGAAGACGAAUAUUCCAACAAUAUCAAAGGAAGCAGCGCUUCUAUAACGAGUACUUUUAGAGAGUAUUUGUUAUCCAGGAGCGUGUUGACAGCGAGUCCUGUAGAUCUCAGUUUUACGUCACGAACCGGUGAUUUUGAGCAAUCUGAGUCAGAUAUAAACAUUUUCAAUGAUGACAGUCUCUCUGAUAGUCUGUUACGCUGUUUAGAUGGGAAUCAUCCAAGUUCAGAUACUUCGGGUAUAGCCUCAGGAAGUACGAAUAGUGGAAAUAAUUCAGUUGAAAAAAUUGACGACCUUCACCAGUCCCCAAGAAAAAGGGGAACAGAUUUGGAGCGUAAUGAUUCUAAAAGAUCUGUUACAGAUGAAUCUGUUAUGAACAAACUCAAGUUCCAGACCUUAAAGAACAAACAGUUGAGCGAAUCUACGUUGAAUCCAGUAAAAUCGAAGGAAAUACUACAGGAAACUUCGUUUUAGUGUCAAACGUGGAUUUCAUUUUCUGGAAAUUUUGAUUAGGUAUUACAAAAUAACGCCGCGAAACGAGCUAUUCUUAUUGAACUGUUAUCUCUUUCACCAUUGUAUAUUGUAUUAAUUUAUGUCAUUAAGCAGUUUUUAACAUUUUUACGUAACUCUUGAAUAUUUGGUAGAGAAACGUCGUUGAACACACGUUAUUUGGUGUUUUAUUGUGUGAUUAGCAAAUUUGUUGCUACGUGAUAUGCAUACAACACAGGGCUUUGCUUGCGUUAUAUAAUAAAAUUUAUGUGACAGAGUU